ACGAUCAAAGAUGGGGAACGUACUAGCGGCUUCACCGUCAAAUCCCUCAUCUCCCGGCAAUGUUGGGUCGAUGCCGCCACCGCCACCUCUCACGGCAGCUCCCCCUGUGGAACCAAAGCCGCAACCGGCUGAAAAACCAUCCAACAGCAAUCCUGGAACGUAUGAAGAUCUACACAAAUCGUGCAAAGAUGUUUUCCCCCAAGCAUUUGAGGGCUGUAAACUGGUCAUCAAUAAAGGCUUAAGCAAUCACUUCCAAGUCAGCCACACCCUUCUGCUCAGUAGCAUGGGGCCUGGGGCAUAUCAUUUUGGAGCCACCUAUGUAGGAAAUAAGCAGACAGGUCCUAACGAGGCAUUUCCUGUGUUGCUUGGAGACAUUGAUACAAAUGGUAGCCUUAAUGCCCAAAUGAUUCAUCAGUUUACCAACAGAAUCCGAGGCAAAAUGGUGAUUCAGACUCAAAAAUCAGUGUGGGUUCUUGUCCAAAGUGAUGCUGAAUACCGUGGAGAUGAUUUCACUGCAAGUCUGACGGCUGGUAAUGUAGAUAUACUCAAUAGUUCUGGUAUCCUUGUGGGACACUAUCUUCAAAGAAUGGCUCCACGCAUCGACGUAGGAGGCGAAUUGCUUUACCACUACGGAUCUGGUCAGGAAAUGGCCAUGAUGUCCUGUGCCGGUCGAUAUACAGCAGAUAAUUGGAUCGCCUCCGCGACUGUUGGUCAAACGGGAUGGCACUUGAGUUACUGGCACAAGGGCAACGAGAAUGUAAAGGUUGGCGUGGAGUAUGAAUACAACACAAGGGCCCGUGAUACUUCGGUGAGCGCGGGGUAUCAAAUUGAUGUACCCAAAGCUAAUUUCACAUUUCGCGGAAUGCUGGAUACAAAUUGGACAGUGGCGGCUGUAAUGGAAAAGAGACUUCCACCAUUGCCGUUCACGUUUUGAUUAAGUGGCAUGGUGAAUCAUACCAAGAAUCAAGCUCGGUUUGGGUUUGGUCUAAAUAUAGGUUGAAUGUCGGGAUUAGUGUUGCUAUCUGAGCAACUGCAUACCUACCCCUCCCUUAACUCAACACCUGUCAACUGAUAACAAGUUAGGGUUAAUGCUGGGCCCAAGGGAUGGGUAGGUGAGCAGUUGUUCAGAUACAGACACUGAUCCAAAUAUUGUUGCUCAAAGCGUUGAGAUUCUUUUGUGAUUACUUUUUAAUGGCUUUGUACGGAUCAAUCAGAUUGUGAAAGCGAAUUUUCUCCAGAUCUGGCUAUAUCAGUUGCCUAUAGCGCUUUUACCUCGAAGAUCAGCCGGCAGAGUGUUUUAUUUAACUGGGGAGUAGGAACUGUUUACAAACGGAUGGCGCAUGUAUGUGUGAAGGACCCCGUAUAUAUGUGGUUUAAGACUUAACUUCAUCGUACUGCCCAGUAUCGCGGUGGAAACAGAUCUGAAUAAAUUGCUGUCUGAUAAUCUCUGGAUUUCCUCCUUCGGGUUGAAGAGCACUGCGUCUCGUAUUGAUUAGACGCUUAAUAAACAGCCCACAAGUGAUCUUUACAUGA
This is a messenger RNA of Stylophora pistillata, 1533 nucleotides long. Its product is annotated as mitochondrial import receptor subunit TOM40 homolog. Gene Ontology annotation, biological process: protein import into mitochondrial matrix. Gene Ontology annotation, molecular function: transmembrane protein transporter activity. Gene Ontology annotation, cellular component: mitochondrial outer membrane. The record is from RefSeq and is a predicted model, not a curated record. Lineage: Eukaryota; Metazoa; Cnidaria; Anthozoa; Scleractinia; Pocilloporidae.